This is a messenger RNA of Stylophora pistillata, 1947 nucleotides long. RefSeq names its product testis-expressed protein 11. Gene Ontology annotation, biological process: meiotic cell cycle. Gene Ontology annotation, molecular function: protein binding. NCBI's taxonomy places the organism in Eukaryota, Metazoa, Cnidaria, Anthozoa, Scleractinia, Pocilloporidae. The record is from RefSeq and is a predicted model, not a curated record.
CAUGAAGUGGAUUUCAGGUAUUUUAUUAAAGAAAUAACAAAUUAAAUAAUUAUGACUAACUCGAAGCGCAUAUAAUCUGGAAAUAUUCUCAAACAGAUUUCUCAAGCACGAUCCAAAGAACUCUUAUAACUUACCUUCCCUUGAAGAAUGAGAUAGUACUCAGUUUCAAUCUGGAUUUUGCAAAACUUUUACCUUUAAUUUAAUAAUGUUAAGUGGUAGUGAUGUGUUUUACCAAAACAUGAUUCCUCCAAGAUAGUUUUCGAUAGCUAAAUCUAACAAUCGAAGUAAACUUCAACACAGAAGAUGUCUAUUUAGUUUUUCUGUUGAUUCACUUCGCGCCAAAAGUCACGCGCGCGCCAGUUUCCCGCCAUUUUUGCUGGCACCCGCUGCUGGUAAAUUUCUCAGAUCUCUCAGAGUUAUCGAUGUAUGUUUUCGUUAGAGUUAAAGCCUUUGGUGUUUUUGAAAGCUUUUAAAUCUGUCGAUCUGAUAUAAGAUGCUUUGUUCAGUGUAGAAAAUUCACAAGAAUUUACUGGCUUGUAGUUGUAAAACUCUAAGAUGAACAGCGAUAGUGUAGAGGAUAUUGGAAACGCUUCAGCUCUACUGCAAGCUCUCGUGAAAGACUUACGUUCAAAUCAAAGCAGUGCGGACAGAGUGUCAGUAUUGGCCAAUCGUAUAACAAACCUGGUGAAAGGAAUGCAUCAACUGACGUUUGAAAGAGCUGAGAAUAACGCAGCGUUAAUACAGAUUCAUAGCAGCGCUGUAACUCUUUGGAAUAUUGCUGUGGCGAUGAAGACUGGUAGUGGGCAAGCUGGAAAAACCGAAAAUGCAAAAUUAAGGCAUGCAGCUUGCAAGCUUUCAAUUUUGGCUAAUGCUGCUGAAACAAGUGAAGUAACCUACCGGAAACAGUUAGUGAUGACAGCCAAAACAGGACGAGCCUGGCUCGACUGUGAAAAUUUAGCCAUGGCAGAUGAAUGCCUUGCUUUAGCAUCUGAGUGUUGGAAUGGACUGCAGAAGUUAUGGUCAUCAAGAGAUGAACAUAUUUUAUCAACAUCAGAGCAAUCCAAACAGAUUGCAGAAUGCGAGCGUUACAUGUUCAGAGUCUUCUGUUAUAGAGCAGAAACGAGCUUCUCAAUGAGUCAGCAAGAUAAAGCACAACUGUAUGUAACCAAAGCUAAAGAAUUCUUGGGCAGACUUCCUACAAAGGAGUGCAAUACCCUGGCGGAACUGUGCUACAAUUUUGGAGUUGAUACAUAUUACAGAGAGGAGUACGAAAAAUGUAUUGCAUGGUUAAGGGAAAGUUACGAUCUACGAAAAGAAAAUAGUUCUUCAGGAGCUAAUAAACAGCAAGCUACUACUUUGCGUCUCAUGGCCAAUGCAUAUCUUGACUGGGACUCUAAACAACAUUGGCAGAUGGCUCUUAAUGCAGUUGACCUUGCAAACUCUGAGCAUGGACAUCCAGCUGGGCUUUACUUAAAAGCCAAACUUCUUUUGAUGGGUAAUGGAGACGAAGAGUUUCCGUGUUCAAGAUUGCGGUCUGUAUUCGAGGAAACUCUCCUGCACCCAGACUUAAAAGUUGAUCUUGGGCUUUGUGCUGUUAACCUAGCCGUCCAAUACAAGAGAGCACAGCUGGCUUUUGACUGUUUGGAAAUCCUGGAAUCUAGAUUUAAGAACUCUCUUGACCUAUACAAAGUUGACUUAGAGCAUCUGGAACUUCUUCUAAAGAAUGACAAAGAUGAAGACGCCAAAGCUCUCAUCGAAAAAUGCAUUGUUGAGCAAAUGGAAAGGUCUCUCGAUUCUCAGAUUUGUCAACGAUUCCAUAUUCUCUUGUGGGAAAAAGCUGCUUCUGCUUAUGAGAAAGACUACAGAGAAGCCUUAGACUGGUACAAUUACUCUUUGAGCUUCUUUUCUUCAAGAGAGGAAAACGUAAAGAACAUUGGAAAACUCCUG